Ornithodoros turicata is the source of this 2149-nucleotide messenger RNA. Its product is annotated as 2-hydroxyacyl-CoA lyase 2-like. The transcript is spliced from 16 exons. Gene Ontology annotation, molecular function: thiamine pyrophosphate binding; magnesium ion binding; flavin adenine dinucleotide binding. Gene Ontology annotation, cellular component: acetolactate synthase complex. Lineage: Eukaryota; Metazoa; Arthropoda; Arachnida; Ixodida; Argasidae. The coding region runs from base 43 to 1941 and encodes 632 amino acids. Gene Ontology annotation, biological process: L-valine biosynthetic process. The record is from RefSeq and is a predicted model, not a curated record.
CUAGUUUUCUUGGCGGAAGUUUUCCUCUCGUAUCAUUCUAUAAUGUAUUGCGUGUUUCUUAACGCCGUUUACGAUCUUCUUCUGCAGUAUUGGUGGAUAUUGUUCGUAAUGACAAUAGGCACAGUGGCAUCAGUGUUUGCUAAAAAGCUUCAAAUCGCACAAAACAUUCUCUACAAGGUUGACAAAGCGUCACUGAGAAACGGUGGAGACCUGGUGGCUGACGUUCUCAAGGCUCAUGAUGUGAAGUUCCUGUUCACACUCACCGGGGGCCAUAUAUCACCGAUUUUGGUGGCUGCAGAGAGAGAAGGAAUAAGAGUCGUCGACACACGACAUGAGGCAUCAGCAGUCUUCGCCGCGGAUGCUGUUGCACGGCUGUGUGGCAACAUUGGCGUGGCAGCAGUCACGGCUGGCCCUGGUCUUACCAACACAGUAACUGCAGUAAAGAAUGCUCAAAUGGCGGAAUCGCCGGUGUUGCUCCUUGGUGGGGCAGCAGCAACUGCCGUUCAGGGUAGAGGUGCUCUGCAAGAUAUUGAUCAGCUGUCACUGUUCAGUUCACUGUGCAAAUACACAGCCACCGUAAAGACAGUUCGUGACAUUAUUCCAACGCUCCGCAAAGCCAUUCAAGUCGCUCAGUCUGAUACUCCAGGUCCAGUGUUUGUGGAGCUUCCUAUUGACGUACUGUACCCUUACCCAACUGUGCAAACAGAGGUUGGGUUCAAAGGGACUCCGAAAGGCCUGGCGCAAAAGCUCGUUAAAUGGUACCUGGACUUCUACCUCCACAAUUUAUUUGCAGGUGCCUUUUUGCCCAAGGAUGUUUCCUCUCUUCCAGUUUCUGUGCCUCUUCCAAAGCCCGCACAAGUUCAAAGGUGUGCAGAGAUUCUAUCGAAGGCAAAGAAGCCAGUCAUCAUCUUAGGAAGCCAGUCUACUUUGCCCCCUACACCAGUAUCUAAGCUUCAGAAAGAUGUAGAGCGUUUGGGGAUUCCAUGUUUCCUUGGAGGUAUGGCACGGGGACUUCUGGGACGAAACAGUCGCCUACAAAUGCGUCACUGCCGUCGAGACGCCCUCGCGGAAGCAGACGUGGUGAUCUUGGCUGGUGCCGUCUGUGAUUUCCGCUUAUCUUACGGCCGUGUAUUGAGCCGCAAGUCUCGCAUAAUCGCCGUAAACCGCAACAAGGAUCAGCUGUAUAAGAACUCUGAUGCAUUUUGGAAGCCAACUGUAGCAAUUCAAGCAGACGUAGCAUCCUUUAUCUCAGCAUUAGUAGAUGCACUUCCAGCAUACAGUUGCGAUGAGUCUUGGCUGGAGACAUUGCGUAACAAAGACAAUGUGAAAGAAACAUCAAACAGGUCUAUGGCACAACUUGAUGUUGAUCAACACCUUAAUCCGAUGAAAGUACUCAGCGACCUAGAAGAAGUGCUUCCUGACAAUGCGAUAUUGGUUGCUGAUGGUGGUGACUUUGUGGCUACAGCUUCUUACAUUCUCAGACCUAGUGGGCCAUUGCAUUGGCUUGACCCGGGUGCUUUUGGUACAUUGGGUGUUGGCGGAGGUUUUGCGCUGGGAGCCAAACUAUGCCGCCCAGACGCUGAAGUGGUCAUUAUCUAUGGCGACGGAUCUCUAGGCUACUCCAUGCUCGAAUUCGACACCUAUACUAGGCACAAGCUUCCGGUCAUUGCUGUUGUUGGGAAUGAUGCCUGCUGGAUGCAAAUAUCACGGGAGCAAGUGAAGAUGUUCAAGUCCAAUGUGGCCUGUGACUUGGCUUUCUUGGACUACCACAAAUCAGUGGAGGGCCUUGGUGCAAGGGGCAUCAUCGCCACAGCAGCUGACAAAGAUAACAUGAAGGAUAUUUAUACCAAAGCUAGGCAAUUGUAUGCACAAGGACAUAGUGUUUUGAUCAAUUGCCUCAUUGGAAAAACUUCCUUCAGAGAGGGAAGUAUUUCAGUAUGAUGCAAGUGCUUUUUUCUUGUUUUACACCAUGGUGGCAUAUCACAAUGUGCUUGUAUCUAAUGUGCCUUAUGCUUCCUAGUAAUACGUAAGGAUGAUACCAACUUUUCAAGUACCGCAACUCAGAAAUGCCCCCUCGUAUACCAUACCAAACAGUGCCCUUCUCAUGAUCACAUUGUUAUUUACUGAAGUAAAAUAUUUUCUCAAUUUC